AUGCACGGCAUCAAGCCCUUCAUUGCCUUCGCCGCUCUUGCAGGCACAUCUCUGGCUCAAAAGUCAGACAAGGAGUUCUGUGACGCAUUUUUUACUUCUUUUCUUUCUGUCAUCCUGGAAUCCGAUGCCCCAACGCCUACGGGAAUUGCCUCCUGGGUUGCCGCGCAAACGCCUGUAACCACUGCUCCGCCCAUCAGCGUCCUUGAUUUCGCAAGCCACGCGCAAGAGCUUUGCCAUCUCGCAACCGAACUCCCUUCGUCUCUAUUGCCCGAGUUCCAAACCUAUGCCGCGGAUCUCUUGAGCUGGGGGAAGGAGUUUAGCAGCGAGCACGUAGCAUACGUUACGGACUGCGCUCCGGAAAGCGAGGUUGCCAGCAGAAGCAGCUACCUCGAAUACGUCUUCACAGCAACGGGCAACAUUUGCACUUAUACGCCUGCUCCCGGCAGUACAUCAGGCGGCAGCUACCCAACUGUCACUCCCACUCCUACGAGCUACUCAGGCUCUAACAGCUCCACCACAUGGAUUGUCACGGCCGCUGCCGCCAAGCCCACUGGCGCUUGCUUGGGCGCCGCUGCCAUGGGCGGUAUUAUUCUUGGUGCUGCGGCUCUACUUUAG
Xylaria bambusicola is the source of this 615-nucleotide messenger RNA. RefSeq lists its product as uncharacterized. The record is from RefSeq and is a predicted model, not a curated record. The coding region runs from base 1 to 615 and encodes 204 amino acids. Lineage: Eukaryota; Fungi; Ascomycota; Sordariomycetes; Xylariales; Xylariaceae. The transcript has a single exon.